This is a messenger RNA of Monoraphidium neglectum, 942 nucleotides long. RefSeq lists its product as hypothetical. Lineage: Eukaryota; Viridiplantae; Chlorophyta; Chlorophyceae; Sphaeropleales; Selenastraceae. The transcript is spliced from 2 exons. The coding region runs from base 1 to 942 and encodes 313 amino acids. The record is from RefSeq and is a predicted model, not a curated record.
AUGGUUGCUGAGGUGCCGGCUAAUGUGCGGCGGCCCGCCGCUCCCCUCAACGGUUGGGAAGCUGCAAAGCCAGCAUGGGCCACUGCAGGGUGGGACCCCCGCGCCGCAGCGGUGGCCGUCAACGCGACACCCUCUGCAACCAAAUCGGGCUGCGGCCGCGACGCUUGUGUCACGGCCGUCACUGCUGGGACGGAAGCCCACCAGGCCCUGGCGGGGCCGUCGCCCGCCGGCUGCGCUGCGCGCCUGGGCGCUGGCUCCCCGCCCACGCACAGCUCGCUCACGGAGCACUUCAAGCCCCGGUCGCCCGGCACCGGAACCGGUGUGUUCAUCCCUUUGGCCGGCAGCUCACCAAGCGCAAAGGCCCGCCGCAACAAGGCCGCCCGCGCCGCCGCCGCUGCGGCUGCCGCGGCGACGCGCGCAAUGGCGGCGGCGCCGCAGGAGACCCAGGGAAGCAGGGGCGGUGCCGCAGCGGCAGAGCGCCCCCUGCGAGGCCCGCACCCGGCCUCUGCCUCGUGCGACGUCCCGGGUCAGGCGCCUGCUGCGCUUGGCUGCGGGCUGGGCGCGGCGCUGGCAUCAGCCCACAGCGGCAGGGGUCUGACACAGACACUAUUCAGCGACAAACUGCCGCGCGUGGUCGAGCAAACGGGAUCGGGCUCGUUCAUUGGCCAGGCGCCGCCGCUGUGCACGAUGUACCGCAUAGUGGCGCCGCAGCACACGCAGCAGAUGCAGCAGGUGCAGCAGAUGCAGCAGAUGCAGCAGGUGCAGCAGGUGCAGCAGGUGCAGCGGGUGCAGCAGGUGCAGCAGCCGUUUCUGCAGCAGGCUCAGCCCGGCCGCGCCGCCGCCGCUGCGGCCGCGCAGGCCGCUCUGACCGCAGCCGCCGCCGCCCUGAGCGCCGCGCAGCAAGCUGCGCAAGGCGGCGCCGGCGCAGCGCGGUCAGCAUAG